AUGGCAGCUCUGGGCCCACCGCUGAAGUUCUUACCCAAAGACUUGGAGCCGAGCGAAUUGGAGGCCUACCGCCAUGACUACCAAGCCUUUCGUGCUGGGCACUAUUUGGGUGCACAUGGCGAGAUUGAAGGCUUGCAAUUGCGAGCACAGCAUGCAGCCAGUCAGGCCUCCCCGAACGGCAGUGACGGAGCAUAUUUCAGUGAACCAGAGCGGGGGUCCACUCCUCCAAGAGUGGGAAAGUUGGUGGACGAUCAUGAUCACAGGCAUGGAAAGAACAAAGAAUCUGUUUGGAGAGCUAUUGAAUUGUGGGGACGUGGCACGCAAAGUCCCGUUAUGGGAUUCUGGACUUGGAUCUCAGAUGAAACUGCCAGUAGGCCAGACGAAUCACAGCUGCCCAGAGUGCCUCGCAGUCAUUUGUUGGAAGUCGCAAGGGUGCCACUUCGACUUGAGAAGAUCUUGGCGUUUGGCUUUCUGCUUUGCCUUGACAUCCUUCUGCAUGAGCUCAGCUUUACCCCUCUUCAGGUCCUUUUUGCUCUCCCACGAGCUGCUGCUCACGCCAUCUUUGGAAAGAUGGUAAGUCCCAUAUCUGUUACCCAAAAGUGCGAUGUCAUUCGGCUAAGCCUCCUAAUCGCGAAUGUCUUUCUCCAAUCGGUCUUCUUCAGCAACUCUUGGGUGUAUCACUAUCUUCGUGGUGAGUCCUUUCUGAAACUCUACGUUUUCUUCAACAUGCUGGAACUCUUUGAGCGCUGGCUGCGUUCCGUGGGGGUUGACCUGUUUGAUUUGUUGGCUGCAUCUUGCCGGCAAGGACCUGUGGAGCUUUUGCCCAAGUACCUUUUGGCAUUGGCAUAUUGUUUUGUUCACUCUUCCAUGCAUAUGCUCCGCGUAUUGCUUUUGACAGUCGCCAUCAACACUUCUUCGAGCGCGGUUUUCCUCAUCAUUGUUACCAACAACUUCGGGGAGAUCAAAUCCACGGUCUUCAAGCGAUAUGAGGUGAAGUCUUUAUUCCCAAUUCUCACGUCCGACAUCGUUGAGCGCUUCUACUUGGCCCUUGAUAUCAUUUUCGUUUUGCUAAGAUUGGCGGCUUCUGAGCGAAGGGGCCUCUCCUCUGGAAUGCAGAUUACCUCCUGGUUGCUUUUAUUAGUUGGCAUUGAAUUUGGAACUGAUUGGGUGAAGUUUUGCUUGAUCAUGAAGUUCAGUGAGCUUCCUGUGGCCGUCUUAGAGAGCUACCAGCAGGUUCUCAUUGCAGAUAUCCUUGUUUGUCGCAUGCGGCCGACCGGCUCUCGUGGCGAGGAUUCUGCACCAUGCAUGCCGUUUCGAGGCAUCCAGUCCUUCAGCCAUGUUCUGGCACGACGCAUUGGCUUCAGUGGGCUGCCCCUCUCCACUCUUGUCAUUCUGCAUUUGCCAAUUCAGGGAUCUCCUCACUGGCUUUGGGCCUUGUUGGCUGCAAUCUUUGGAUUUGCAAAGGUGCUGCUAUCCAUCGUCUUGCUGGGUGCAGCAGCAAGGCGCCGAGGUUCCAUCUCCAGGGGCCUCGAACUCUUUGGAAAGAUCAAGGCUUUGUGA
This is a messenger RNA of Cladocopium goreaui, 1560 nucleotides long. Lineage: Eukaryota; Dinophyceae; Suessiales; Symbiodiniaceae. The record is from the annotation of a GenBank genome assembly.